AUGGGCAAACGAGCUUCCAAUGACGCCGACGGAGCUGCGGCGUUCCGCAAGCGCCAGAAAAUCACACACGAUGUUCCCACCGGCGAGGAUGUGAGCUCGGGGGAGCAGCUGCGCGCUCUGCUCUCGUUCGACCAGGACAUGCGCCGGGCAAGACAUGGCCUGCAGUCCUUCAAGAGGCUUCUCGACAGCAUAGUCUCCGGCGAGGGCGAUCGAUCCGCGAGUCUCGCCAUUCUACGGGAAUAUCUCGAACUGGUCAAGCCGAGGCUCGAGGGCGAGGACGCCGUCUAUUUGAGCGACAUCAUGGAGAUGUGGUCAUUUGCUGCCCAGACGAACGAAGGCGGUGUCAUGUCCUCUGCGGCUGUUGUCCUCGCCCUCGUGCUCAAUGUCGUCUCGGAUUCGUUGGAGCUCGUCAAGCACGGACUGGGUAUUUGCCAAACGCUUGUCCAGGAGCGCCAGCUCAAGUCAAUAUCGAAGAACUUAUCCUCAGACAAGUCAAAGGGUUUCAUCAUAUCACCCACACUGCGAUUGCUUCGCGAAGCAGUGUCCCUCGACGGAGGCGCCUUCGCAAGACGGAUAGUGCGCGCCAAGACGUAUACUUUCGCCUCUCUCGGUAGAAACUUGGAAAUUGGAGGCACUCUAGAGAACCCUGAAGACUCUCGGAAAGCGUCCGUGAGAACAAAUGCCGUUCGCUUCUUCUUGAGCUGUCUCAAGUAUCUGCACUCUGACGGCCGAAAGGAGUUGCUCUCUCAGAAGGAGCUGCUGUCGCAUCUGACAUUUAUGAUCAAGAGUGAUCCGCCGUCUCUCGUCGUGGAGAUUCUGGACAGCUUGCGGACCCAUGUGUUGGCAGACAACAAGAUCUCACGAGAUAUCAAGUUCAAGUCUUUCAAUACCAAGACGCUGAUGCGGAUACUCGCUCUCUACAGCUACUCCAGCAGCACAGAAUCGGAGAGCGAAGUCGACCGGGUCAUCGAAAAGGCCCAUCAGUUUCUCAUGUACGUCUGUACCAACCCGGUUGCCGGCAUCCUAUAUCCCUCCACCGGCCUUUACCCCAAGGAGACAAACGAAGAGUUUUCGGUUCAGCUUGCCAAGCAAAAGAGCUCAGCACACAGCAAUCUGUCCAAGGACGACUCCUACCGCGACGGCGUCCCCGUCUUCAACUUUGUCUUGUCUGAGUUUGCAUCAAAGCUGCGCCCCUGGUCCAGCAUGAAGCACAGCCAGCUCUUGACGGCGAUAUUCGAAGCGGCUCCGGAACUGAUAGCAAACUACUUCUUCAACAACCAGUCGUUCACGUUUGAGCCCAAACUGACAAUGACGUGGAUUGGAUAUGCCUCGUUUCUCUUUGAUACGAUGAGGAUCCCGCUCCCCCCUUCAUUCGGCGACAAGACACGCUUUGCUCUCGGCCCUCCUCCUACAAACAUCGUCUUGGAUAACAUCCUACCACUUCCCCUGAACCAAAAGGUCAUGGUUCGAUGCCUUUCACCCAACUCGAACCUCACGUCCUUCUUCGCGACGAGAAUGCUGAUCGAAGCGCUCGAGAAGCUGUCGGUCGCCAUCAAGCUGCAUAGAGAAGGCUUUCGAGCGACAGACACUCGGUGGACUGAGGCCGCCCGAAGGCUCAUCGAUGCCUUCUGCAGACGCAUCCCGGAUAUGAAGGAGAUUGUGCGAAGCUACAAGGGCAUUGCCAGCGAGAACACAUUGCACAAGGCCAUGGCCAGCAGGCUGCUUCUCCUGUACUACGAGAUGAUCCCACAAGUGGCGCUGGCCGCAAACUUUGACGUCUCGCCGUUCUUCGUCAACGUCCUCCGCAGCUUGCAAAGCGACGGCUCCGACGAGCAGCAGCACGACGGAUUCCGCGAGAUGGAGCUGGAGAACCUGGUGUCGAUAGCCAGUUACUCUCCCGGCAUGCGCUGGUUUGCAAGAAUCGAGAUUCUCAGCGGCAAGGGCCAGUCGUCGCCAUUCACCACACUCCUCAAACUGCUCUCCAGCAGCGACCGAACUGCACCUCUUGAUCAGCUGAAACGAGUCCUUGCAGACGUUGCUGUGGAAAACCAGCUCGUCUCAGCCGCCACUAGACUAAACCCUCUUCUCCAAGCCAUUGCACUGAGCAUCGAUGAAAACAGCCCAGAGGACAUGGAGAAGAUAUGGUCCUUCUUAGACAACUGCAUCAGCCGCUGUGCCACAUCGCCCAUUAAAUACCUGGAUGUGCUCGAGAGCUACUUCGCAGACGAUGACGGCGACGUACAAGCAAAGGCCAGUGCCCGCAGCUUCAACCUGCUCGCCGUUGCCAUGGCAGAACAGCUGCCCUAUGUCAUCAAAUCUGCGGAUGCCCAUGAACGCGCCUCGCUAUCGAGCUUCAUCUCUCUCUACUUCAGCGCGCUGUACAAGAAAAAGGGAAGCGAAGCGCUCGAGCGCGUCUACGCCAAGGUCCAAGAGUGCUUCUCUUCUCAUUCCGUGAAGCUUGCCAAGCUGGGAGCGCGCAAGAUGCCCAAAACCUCAGGUAGCGGCGCCCAUGAAGGCGAAGAAGACGACGGCCAAGAGCACGAGGGCAGCUCCCAGCAGAAGGAAACCGCACUCAACCAGGAGCAACUUGAAGAGGCGCUGCACAUUCCCUUUGCGAGCCCGGAAGACACGGGCGUGCUUCUCAAAUGGCACAACAAAGCCGUCGAGGACCUCAUUGAAGACGGUCUCAUCACAAGCCUCAUCCGCCUCCUCGCCUCAGAGCACACCAACAUCCGCAAAGAGGCCCUAACAAACCUCCUCAAGAUGGCUGCGAAAAUCGACGAGUCCGCCUACGAAGAGAAGAAGCAAAUCUGGCUCCUCCUCUCCGAGCUCGCCGAAUCGUCCCGACCACAAGUAGACAGCGGCCCCGUCCCCUCCGCCUUCGUCGCCUUCUCCAUCCACGCCCUCGACAUCCUCAAGAGCCCGCUCCACCCGCUCUACCCCAAGGUCAACAGCUUCCUCACGCGCAGCCCCGUCUGGUCCCCCGAGAAGCUGCCCCUCGCCCACGACAUCCUCCACGGGGAACCCUCCGAGGACGACAAGUACUACACCGAAGUCGCCUGGUUCCUGACGUACAUGCUCGACGCCCUCCAGACGCCCUUUGACCUCGGCGUGUUCCACAAGAAGCGCUGGCUCGAGAAGAUCCUCGCCCUGGGCAGCAACCCCUACCUGCGGACGAAUCUGCGCCUCCGCGUCCUGAGGAUCGUGUAUCGCGCCACGUGUAUCGAGUCGGGCAGUACGACGCUCAUUACGAGGUUCGGGCUGCUGACUUGGCUCGAUGCCCAGCGGGCCGCAUGUGGGGGCUCCGACGAGGCGGCUCUUUACGAGGCCUUGAUGGAGCGCGCGUGGAACACCUGUGACCAGGCGAGGGUCCGGGCCUGGAGCAAGGGCGGGGUGGAAAAGCUGUUGGCGAAGAAGAAGACGCACUGA
This is a messenger RNA of Trichoderma citrinoviride, 3429 nucleotides long. RefSeq lists its product as hypothetical. Bases 1 to 3429 code for a protein of 1142 amino acids. The transcript has 2 exons. Gene Ontology annotation, cellular component: nucleolus. Gene Ontology annotation, biological process: maturation of 5.8S rRNA from tricistronic rRNA transcript (SSU-rRNA, 5.8S rRNA, LSU-rRNA); maturation of LSU-rRNA from tricistronic rRNA transcript (SSU-rRNA, 5.8S rRNA, LSU-rRNA). The record is from RefSeq and is a predicted model, not a curated record. NCBI's taxonomy places the organism in Eukaryota, Fungi, Ascomycota, Sordariomycetes, Hypocreales, Hypocreaceae.